Protopolystoma xenopodis is the source of this 597-nucleotide messenger RNA. NCBI's taxonomy places the organism in Eukaryota, Metazoa, Platyhelminthes, Monogenea, Polystomatidea, Polystomatidae. The record is from the annotation of a GenBank genome assembly.
AUGUGUGCAGUGCUGCUUUUCGGUCCCGACUUGAAGCUAGGCCAUCAGUAUGUCGGCUGCAUUGACCCUUUCUGCAGUCCUGCCAAGUUGGCGCAUGAGGCCUUCGUCAGCGCCUAUAAGCUCUGCAUGCGCUACUACGGCCGUGCGCCGGGCUGUCGCAUCCACACCAUUGACCGCCGACGCAUGGACAAGCCAGCCAGGCGUUCCUCUCGGAAGGUCUCAGCGCAAGCAAAUGGACAAAUGCGGAUAGACCUGUCAGGGGCCGAUGCUCUGGUGCCUCCGACGGCGAAAUCAGGCUCCAAACAGGCUUCCUUUGAUAAAGUUGCUUUUUUCGCCUCUCCCGCCGAACGAUUUCAGCCACACCCAGACGAUAUAACAAUUGUAUAUAUUCCUGAGCAUCUUUUUCACAUGUUCUUUGAACUGCUCAAAAAUGCAAUGCGUGCCUUGGCCGAGUCCACACCGCCAGAGCAGACACAGCUUGAGCCAAUCGACAUCCUGAUUGUUAAUGCCGAAGAGGAUGUUGUUAUUCGGGUAAGCCGAUCUUUCCACUACCUUUUAUCUACUUUCAGUUCUUCUUUCCAACCUCUUCCACUUUGA